This is a messenger RNA of Aspergillus pseudotamarii, 2349 nucleotides long. Its product is annotated as putative GTP binding protein (GTPBP1). Lineage: Eukaryota; Fungi; Ascomycota; Eurotiomycetes; Eurotiales; Aspergillaceae. The coding region runs from base 311 to 2170 and encodes 619 amino acids. Gene Ontology annotation, molecular function: translation elongation factor activity; GTPase activity; GTP binding. Gene Ontology annotation, biological process: translational elongation. The transcript has 4 exons. The record is from RefSeq and is a predicted model, not a curated record.
GCUUCUGUUUGGGCGUAUGACUCAGGCGGUAACUUCGCCCAUUUAUCGAUAAAGCUUCCCCAAGUCCGCUCCACACUUGUCAGUUCAGCCUCAUACCACUUACGCUCUGUAUCGACUAACGCGGUCAUUUACCGUUGCUUACACCCAAUUUCUUUAUCCAUCGUCGUGAAAUUAUGAUAACACGAAUACGUAUCUGAAUGCGCCAGAGAGGCGAAUCGUCACCUAUCCGACCUUACAGCUCGUAUAGUACCGUGUAUUAAUAGUCUCAUUUCUACAACCACUCUCAUUGUUUACAACCAAAGAUCCAAGCAUGGCCCCGGCUGGACCGAAACUUACUCCGGAGGAGCGGCGACGAGGCGAGAUCGCGCUCAGCGAUUUCGCGGAAUACGCUGAAAAACAACAAGCGCAUCGCUCUGUUGCUCCUAGCGACAGUGGCUACUCUACUGCCAGUGUAUCCCGAAUACACGAAGACCAUGCAGAACUGGAGAUCCUUGACCAGCUAGGAUUGUCUGACACUCCGAAACCAGCCCGAUUGAAAGACUUGCUAUUGAAUACAGGAGACCAACAAGAGGACAGUCUGCAACUCCUGGGAAGCAUUAUACAAACACGUAUCGACGAAGGCCAUGGUGAAGCGAUAUUUGACGUGGGGAUUGAGGAUGGUGGUGAGUCCAUGGGCUUUGAUCUGACCCAGUGGGAAACGGCGUUGCAUCGCGUACAGGAGGCGGCGGGAACGCUGCCCGCACACUGCCGUAUUCUUGUCACCUACAAUGUGGGAGGCCCUCAGGAAUCCAAGGUCAGAAAUGAUCGAAUGAAGGGUUCGUGUGGCAAGCUCCUCAUCCGGCAGCCAGCAGAAACCGUGGAGGAAAUGGCUGAGCUCCGGAUAGCGGUUGUGGGGAACGUGGACGCUGGUAAGAGUACCAUGCUCGGAGUUCUCGUAAAGGGAAACCUCGACGAUGGUCGCGGUAAAGCUCGAGUCAAUCUUUUCCGACAUAAACAUGAAAUCGAGAGCGGCCGGACCAGCUCCGUCGGCAUGGAGAUUAUGGGAUUCGACAGUCGCGGGGAGAUCGUGGCCAGCGCUCAGGGCCGCAAACUGUCUUGGGAAGAGAUAGGGAAGCGGUCUGCCAAGGUCAUCUCCUUCUCUGAUUUGGCCGGCCACGAGCGAUACUUGCGGACUACGGUCUUCGGCAUGCUGAGCAGCAGCCCUAACUACUGCUUAUUGAUGGUCGCGGCCAACAACGGUUUGAUCGGUAUGAGCAAAGAGCAUCUAGGGAUUGCGUUGGCUCUAAACGUUCCUGUGAUGAUCAUUGUUACCAAGAUUGAUAUUUGCCCCCCACAAAUUCUCCAGGAGACCUUGUCUCAACUAAAUAAGAUCCUCAAGUCUCCUGGGGCUCGCAAGAUACCCAUCUUCGUGAAAGACAUGGAUCAGACCAUCAACACAGCAACGCAGUUUGUCAGUCAGCGGAUCUGUCCUAUCUUUCAGGUGUCCAACGUAACUGGAGAAAAUCUGGAUCUGGUACGGACUUUCUUGAACAUUCUUCCCCAUCGUGGCCACUACAAUGCCGAUGCGCCGUUUGAGUUCCUUAUCAACGAUACGUUCUCGGUGCCACAUGUAGGCACGGUGGUGUCGGGAGUGGCCAAGUCAGGGGUAAUACACGCGGGUGAUACGGUGCUUGUUGGGCCUGAUUCGCUUGGACAAUUCACCACAACCACGAUCAAGUCCAUUGAACGGAAACGGAUAUCUGUCAACGCCUGCUUCGCGGGACAGUCUGGGUCGUUCGCGUUGAAGCGUGUACGAAGGAAAGAGGUGCGAAAGGGUAUGGUUGUUCUCAAGAAGUUGGACCAGCCUCCUAAGGUUUACCGGGAGUUCGUUGCGGAAGUUCUCAUUCUCUCCCAUGCUACUACUAUAAAGCCCCGAUACCAAGCAAUGUUGCAUGUUGGGGCCGUGAGUCAAACAUGUUCUGUCAUUGACAUUGACCGUCCCUUUAUCAGAACGGGUGAUCGUGCCCUGGUGGCUUUCCGUUUUGUGCAACGCCCAGAGUUUUUGGCGCCUGGAGACCGAGUACUUUUCCGUGAAGGAAAAACCAAGGGAUUAGGUAUUGUGAAAAGUGUUGGAUACGAUCCUAACAGCCCUCUGAACCCAGAAGCCAAAAAGGAGGCGAGCACCAAGUAGGAGUCGACAUAAGACGGUUGGAAGAGCGAUCGAUUAUGUUCUGUUUGAUUGAUGUACAGCAUUACCGCCACAGAGUGGACAGUGUUUUGCCUUGCUCUUCUUUUUCUUUUGUAUCAUUUCUUUUUAAUUGGGUCUUUUUUCAUUUUUCAUUUUUCAUUUUUUUUUUUUUCUUUUUCUUU